Molecule: messenger RNA, 881 nt
Organism: Aspergillus steynii IBT 23096
Lineage: Eukaryota; Fungi; Ascomycota; Eurotiomycetes; Eurotiales; Aspergillaceae
Product: GNAT family N-acetyltransferase
Exons: 2
Coding region: 180-647 (155 amino acids)
Molecular function (GO): N-acetyltransferase activity
Source: RefSeq, a predicted model, not a curated record
AGUCGCUAGGGCGCGAUCAUGUCAAAACUAAGGCUAGCAACCAAUAACCCUCGAAUGCACUCACACUAGUAGCGAAUCAGAAUUGGCUCAUCCAAUGCCCAAUCCCGCCAUUUACAGCCAGGUAUAAAUACCAUCCCAGCCAUGGCUAGACCAAUUCCCCGCCAAAACACAAAAGCACAAUGUCCAUCACACUUACGACCCUCAAGCCGGAGAACUACGCUUCCUGGGCUAGCCUCUGGAAGCAAUUCAUCACGCACUGCGAGGCUGAGCUCCCUCAAUCGCAAUACGAAGAUACAUUCAAGCGCAUUGUCGAACCAGACGGCAACCUCCAAGCUCAUGUGCUGGUGAACGACACGGGCGCUGUCGUCGGACUCGCGCAUUAUUUCUUCCACCAGAGUGUGUGGAAUCCGCAUCAUGUUUGCUACUUGAGUGAUCUAUUCGUGGACUCUUCGCUACGCGGCAAAGGAUGCGGCAGGACGCUCAUCGAGGCUACUGCUAAGUCCGCGGAAGAGAAGGGCUGCAGGAGACUGUAUUGGGCUGCGUAUCAUACAAACACGCCUGCCCGUCGAAUGUAUGACACGGUCGCUGAUGCGAAAUGUGAAUUUGUGGAGUAUCGAAUGCCUCUGAAUACAGAGAAGGGUCAUUGAGGGAUUGUUUCGUUGCGCGCGAUAUGGGAGAGUAUGACGAGGGUCCUUUAUCAUUCCACCAAAGAUUCAUCAACUAGAAAUACUACACGAAAUUAACCCACAAUAGAUAAACGCCACGAACCUAUACACAUCCCAUUCUUACACUUUUACAAGCCCCAAUUUCUCAUUCUCCUCCUUACUUCUCUGACUCCACUCCGCCGGCUCAUCCUGGCCUGAUUCCUCUUUUUCAUCACC